Molecule: messenger RNA, 1575 nt
Organism: Meira miltonrushii
Lineage: Eukaryota; Fungi; Basidiomycota; Exobasidiomycetes; Exobasidiales; Brachybasidiaceae
Product: Mmp37-domain-containing protein
Exons: 1
Coding region: 56-1408 (450 amino acids)
Biological process (GO): CDP-diacylglycerol biosynthetic process; cardiolipin biosynthetic process
Cellular component (GO): mitochondrion
Molecular function (GO): phosphatidate cytidylyltransferase activity
Source: RefSeq, a predicted model, not a curated record
CUCCACUUGACAACCAUUGAACGACUUCCAUUCUUUCCUUCACUGGUAGUCCAAGAUGGUUGCGAGGAUAGGAUCAAGAAGCUGCUUGCUGGCGAGACAGGAUGUCUUUGUUGUGUCCAAUAAUAUCGUAUUCCUUCGUGCAGCAUCAUUCCAUACUUCAACAAGAGCUUACCAGCAAGACAAUAUUGGCGCAUCAUCAUCAACUCGAUACAUAAAAACACCCUCUUUUCCUCCUCCUAGUUUUCCCAAGUCAUUUGGAGCAAAUCAAGUUGUUCCAUUGGACCUGGAAUUGACAAAACGAUUUGAAGCAAUAAUGAAAUCGUUUCCAGAACCAAUCAGAUUCGCAUUCGCAUAUGGAUCAGGCGUAUUCCCACAAAGUCAAGCAGGACCAGAACAUUCAGCAAAACCGACAACAAAAGAAGGUAAGAAGAUGAUUGAUUUAGUCAUGGCUGUUAAUCAUCCACAACAUUGGCAUGGAAUAAAUAUGAAACAAAAUCCAAAACAUUAUAGUUGGAUAGCAAGACUUCUUGGGAGUUUGGGAAUCGGGUUCGUUCAACCAUUAGGAGCAGGGCUAUGGUAUCAUCCUUACGUUCGAAUCGAGGAUGAACUGAUAAAGUAUGGCGUAAUGGAUAUCGAUACUCUCUGCUCUGAUUUAUUGGAUUGGGAUACUCUGUACAUCAGUGGCAGAAUGCAUAAGCCAGUCACUCUCCUAGCCACCGAUGCUAGAGCUAGGCUAGCACAACAGGUCAACUUGGCAUCAGCAUUACGAACCUCACUUCUACUGCUGCCUGAGCAAUUUGGUGAAGCAGAGCUCUACACCCGAAUCGCUUCCCUUUCGUACACGGGAGAUUUCAGGAUGAGUGUACCGGGAGGUGAGAAUGCGAACAAGGUACGAAAUAUUGUUUUAAAUCAACGUGAAAUGUUUAGGCGGCUAUAUGGUAGCUUAAUCCGAAGCAUUGAGACGAUAAGCAUAGAGGAGACAAGGAAGAAUCGAUUCACAUUAACACAAGAUUGUUCGGAUAAAGUACGAGCGAAACAUGCAUCAAAAUUACCACUCCGAUUACGUGAAAAGAUUCAACAACAUUAUACAUCUCAUCCGGAUAAAAAUGAUGCAUUUUUACAACUUUCCCUUUCGACAAGAUCGGAAAAUGUUGCAAGAAUGCCGGGCGCAAAAGCUGCGCAUAUAGACAAAGAUAAAUGGGAUAACUUUUGGUUGGCUGUGGUGAAACAAUCGGAUUUUCAAACUGUUCUUCUUUCAAAGAUUGCAGAGAUUGUUCGUGGUCCAGCACGUUCGCAAAGCCUUAAAGGCAUUUAUACAGCCGGCUUUGGCAAGACGAUUCGCUAUGUGUUGGCAAAAGUCGGAAAGGUGAGUCCGUGUUGUGUUUCUGUAGGUGAAGUGCUAUACUGAUCUGCUUUCUUCUCUUUUCAGUUCUUUGAAGGUCGCAAGGAGAAAGAAGAAAAGUCGGAAUAGAGCAUGUAUAACAUUCAGUCUUCCUGUGGUGGUAUCAUGAUUAGCAUAGUUCAAUGUACAGUGUUCAAUAGUCAUCUUUCCCUUUAUUGAGGUCUUCCUGUUGC